AUGCCCCGUUUCCCACACCUCCUGCGCCUACCGCCCAAGCUGCGCCGGCGCGCACGGCGGCAACGCAUGGCCACGCUCUUGGCCCUCCUGGCCCUCGUCGGCCUGCUGUUCGUGCCCUUCUACAUCAUCUACAAGCCGCCCCGGCCGCUCAUCAGCUACUUUGUCAGCCGCUGGCCCGACGUGCUUUGGCGCGUCGACCUGCCGGUGCUUGUCACGUCCGGCGACCCGUCCGAGCGGCCGGCCCAGCGCAAGCUCGUCGCGCUCACCAUUGACGACGCCCCCUCGGAGCACACGCGCGGCAUCCUGGAGGUGCUGCGCCAGUACGACGCCCACGCCACGUUCUUUGUCAUUGGCGGGCAGGUGCCGGGCCGGCAGAGCGUGCUGCGCGAGGCGCUGGCGCUCGGCGGGCACGAGCUGGCCAACCAUGGCAUGCACGACGAGCCGGCGCGGUCGCUGGCGGACGGCGCGCUCCAAGCCCAGAUUGCCGAGGUCGACGCGAUGCUCCAGCAAGUGUACGACUCGGUGCGCGAGGGCCGGCACGGCGGGGCGACCAAUACGGAACUGGCCCAGACCAAGCCGCCACGGUACUACCGGCCGGGCUCUGGCUUCUUUAGCGACCGCAUGCGCACACUCGUUGCACAGCUGGGCUACAAGCUGGUGCUGGGCGGGGUGUACCCGCACGACGCACAGAUCAACUACCCAUGGCUCAACGCGCGGCACAUUCUGAGCAUGCUGAAGCCGGGUGCCAUUGUCAUCUGCCACGACCGGCGAUCGUGGACGGCACCCAUGCUGCGCAAGAUGCUGCCGGCGGCCAUCAAGCAGGGUUACCAGUUUGUCACGGUCACGGAGCUUCUGAAAGCAGGCAAAGAGGGGGACUAA
Messenger RNA from Sporothrix brasiliensis 5110, 879 nucleotides. RefSeq lists its product as uncharacterized. The transcript has a single exon. Gene Ontology annotation, cellular component: membrane. The record is from RefSeq and is a predicted model, not a curated record. Gene Ontology annotation, molecular function: hydrolase activity, acting on carbon-nitrogen (but not peptide) bonds. Gene Ontology annotation, biological process: carbohydrate metabolic process. Lineage: Eukaryota; Fungi; Ascomycota; Sordariomycetes; Ophiostomatales; Ophiostomataceae. Bases 1 to 879 code for a protein of 292 amino acids.